Messenger RNA from Rhagoletis pomonella (apple maggot), 762 nucleotides. RefSeq names its product secreted RxLR effector protein 161-like. The transcript has a single exon. The record is from RefSeq and is a predicted model, not a curated record. The coding region runs from base 1 to 762 and encodes 253 amino acids. Lineage: Eukaryota; Metazoa; Arthropoda; Insecta; Diptera; Tephritidae.
AUGGCUGAUUGCAGACCAGUUUCUACCCCAAGCGACUACAAUCAAAAGUUAUCCACCGGUAUGGUUUCAGAAAGCGCUGAUGAAGAUGAACUAGCAAAGAUUCCUUAUCAGGCUGCUGUGGGCAGUUUAUUGUAUCUGGCACAAUGUACGCGGCCAGACAUUGCGUUCGCGGUUAAUGACGUCAGCCGAUUUAACUCAAAGUACAAUGUUUCCCAUUGGAAGGCUGUGAAAAGAAUCAUGCGAUAUCUCAAGGGAACCAAGGACUAUAAACUAAAGUAUUCGUCGAAUGGUUCACCACAAUUGCAUGGUUCCUCUGAUGCUGAUUGGGCAUCGGACAUUGAUAAACGUCGUUCUUGUACGGGAUACUUGUUCAAGAUGUCAAAUGCAGCAAUUAAUUGGGCAAGUAAGCGCCAACCAACAGUUGCAUUGUCAAGUACCGAGGCCGAGUACAUGGCAAUGUCAUCGGCUGUUCAAGAGGCGGUUUGGCUGAAACAAUUAUCAGGCGAAUUGGAUUACGGUGGCGGUUCAUCAAUUCAAUUGUACUGCGAUAACCAAAGUGCUAUCAAAUUAGCUGAAUCUGAUGGCUUUCGACCGAGAUCCAAACAUAUCGAUAUUAAGUACCAUCAUUUGCGUGAGACAGUCGAAAACGGGAUAAUUUCAAUAAAGUAUAUACCAACAGUUGAGAUGGCUGGCGACAGUCUCACAAAAGCUGUGGCUAAAGGGAAGAAUGAUUUUUUCCCACAGAAAAUGGGCUUGUAUUGA